CCUUUCGGACCUAUUCGCAGCUGCGAUAUUCGGAAACAGUGUAUGUGCAGUUGCGGCAGGGUUCUGCGCGCAGUGGGUGACUGAACUCAGCGGUGAAUUCACUGUCUGGAAAACGGUAGGCAGUGACCCAGUCUCGGGAGGGAAGACGACGUCCAGUAUAAGUACUAGUCAAAAUGGUUAUCUAGAGCCAGUGCCAGUAGGAGGAACUGGAGUAGCUGCAGGGAUGAAGCUGGUCACGAAUAAUGUGAGUGUGAUUCAGCCACCACCCGCAUAUGACCACUGGAUACCGGGAACGAACUUUAUCGUGUAUGCAGGAAAGUUUCUCGGACCUUUCGACCUUGCUGCUGUUGUCCUGCUGUGCUGUGGACUCUAUAUUCAACUGCACUGGCGCGAGAACUUCGGCUAUGGUGCGACAGUUGAGGGACAAGACUCGUCAGCGGGCGUGGAAGAUCAUCAGAAAGACCCAUCGAUGGAAGGACGACUUGAAGGGGAGGCACAUGACGACCAUGAUAUGGUUAUGGACAUGGAGCAGUACAUCAGUAAAAUUGGAAAACUACAACUUGCUACCACCGCGCUUGAAGCAGAUGAGGGCGUCCCGGACGUGGUACUCACAACUGCGAACGCACCAGGAGGUACCUCGUUCAGUACUGGGAACUUUGCGGGUCCCUACGACGACCAACAAGGGAGUACACCGGUUUCUGAAAGGAAACCGAACGUCAUUCUCUCUCCCAGUGAGACCGUUCUCACGGCUCUAGGAAUACCCUCUUCACCCCUAGACGCGAGCGCGCAAACCAGAAAAGAUUCGCAAGGUCGGGG
Amoebophrya sp. A25 is the source of this 816-nucleotide messenger RNA. Lineage: Eukaryota; Dinophyceae; Syndiniales; Amoebophryaceae. The record is from the annotation of a GenBank genome assembly.